Messenger RNA from Esox lucius (northern pike), 3315 nucleotides. It is a transcript of the gene paqr8, whose product is annotated as progestin and adipoQ receptor family member VIII. Gene Ontology annotation, biological process: response to steroid hormone. NCBI's taxonomy places the organism in Eukaryota, Metazoa, Chordata, Actinopteri, Esociformes, Esocidae. The record is from RefSeq and is a predicted model, not a curated record. Bases 654 to 1727 code for a protein of 357 amino acids. The transcript has 4 exons. Gene Ontology annotation, cellular component: plasma membrane. Gene Ontology annotation, molecular function: nuclear steroid receptor activity; steroid binding.
UUCUACUGAUCAGUUCCGUUUUUGAUGAGGACAACAGCUUGCCUAGUAUGUCCUUUAUUCAUUUAUUUAGAUAUUGGUUGUUCUACAAGCAACAUUUUACUCUAGACAUACCUCGCUUAGGUAAUUUCACUUCUAAACUAGAUCUAAGGGCUAGAUCUAAGAGCUUUUCAUGCAGUAUUAAGACAGCUGUAGAAUGCAUGGCAAGGAGUUGUAUGAUACCCUAGAGUGGUACUGAUCCAACUGCAGAAGCCUUACACCCACAGAAGACACCUAGGAAAUUCAAUCAACCGUAAAUGUCACCAACAGUCAUUCACACUCUGAUCCAAUCUGAAAGAUUAGAGUUUUACAAGGGUCCCUUUCCAGGUGUGUCACAGUUCUGUUCUCCUGGUGGGUGCAGUAUUUGUCUUGGUUCUCCAUUUGUUCUUGUUGGCAUGGCUGCCCUGGGGAGUGUAGCUGUGGUCACUUCUUACAGUACCAUUGGAUGUCUAGGGCAGGCUGGCAACAGGCUGAACAGCAUAGGCAAGUUCCCAAGUCAACCCUUGACCCUACUCCUCCUUGACCCUACUCCUCCUUGACCCUACUCCUCCUCUUUCCAACCUCAUCCCUCCAUCCUAUCCCACCCUCACCCCAUCCCCCGCUCCCUCUCCUCCAUCAUGUCGGGCGGAGCCCUGGGCCGUCUCAGCACCCUGAGCCUGAGUGUGAAGCAGCUCAGCCGGCUUCUCCUCCUCCCCUCCCUGCCCACCUCCCUGCCCUCGCCCAGCCCCACCGUCCCGGUCUCCCACGUCCCUGCGCUGUUCCGUGAGCCCUACAUCCUCUCUGGGUAUCGCCCGGUGGGCCAGGACUGGCGCUGCUACCUCCUCAGCGUCUUCCAGAGGCACAACGAGACCCUGAACAUCUGGACCCACCUGCUGGCGGGCCCCCUGGUGCUACUGCGCGUCUGGGCCUACGUCGGGGUGCAUGGGCUACCCCUGGACGCGGCCUCCCUGCCGCUCUGCCUCUACGUGCUGUCGGCCCUCACCUACCUGGGCUGCAGUGUGACCGCCCACCUCCUGCAGUCCCACUCCGAGCUGGCCCACUACUCCCUGUUCUUCCUGGACUACGUGGGCGUGGCGGUGUACCAGUACGGCUGCGCCCUGGCCCACUACUUCUACUGCUCGGAGCCGGCGUGGCGGGAGAGCGCCGUAGGUGUUUGGUUCCUGCCCGGUGCCGCCCUGCUUGCUUGGCUGUCCUGUGCCAGCUGCUGCUUUGCCAAGUAUCGUUACCGACGGCCGUACCCACUCCAGAGGAAGAUCUGCCAGCUGAUACCCACCAGCAUGGCCUACUUCCUGGACAUAAGCCCCGUGGCCCAUCGCCUAGCGACGGUAUCCUGGGGACAGGACCCCGCCCUGCCCCUCCACGCCCUGCAGAUGGCCUUCUUCCUGCUGGCCUCGCUGUUCUUCUCCUGCCCUGUUCCCGAGAGGUUCUUCCCGGGUCGUUGUGACAUCAUGGGCCAGGGACACCAGGUCUUCCAUCUCUUCCUGUCGCUGUGCACCCUGAGUCAGCUCGAGGCCCUGUUCCUGGACUACGGCAGGCAGAGGGAUACGCUACUGGAGGUGUCCGGGGAGAGGGAGCUGUGGUCCGCCGGCGUGUCCUUCCUCGGCCUGGCACUAAUCAGCGCCCUGACCGCGGUCGUCAUGAGGUGGCACGUACGGAGACGACUGGAGAAAAGUGAAAAGGUUCAACAGUGAGGAGAGGAGAGGAGUGGCAGAAGGAGGGAGAUAUGACACAUAUUCAUCUUUGUUCUGAAUGUAAGGAUGACCAUGUGCUCUGACUGUAGCGGUUAUGUAUUCAAACUAAAGAACAAAUUUGUCUUCUUCUGAUGAAGAUGCAUUGCCUUAAAGAUCAUUAGAUUUCUUUACAAUUGGACAGUUGGUUUUUUCUUACAUUUUCUCUGGACAAAGUGUAAGUUAUUCUUCAUUAUCCUCUUCAUUGAACUAAUUGGAAUUAUUUUGUGCUGGUUCUAGACCAGUCUGGGCUCAACCCACAACCCGAACCCAACACGUUAUGUCUUAUGUUGUUAUGUCCAGGACCAGAGGGUUUUUAUGACAGGGUUUCCACUGACAUUUACAUUUGAGUCAUUUAGCUGACACCAUUAUCCAGAGCGACGUACAGUAGUGAGUGCAUAGAUUUCCAACCUGGUCCGCCGUGGGAAUCAAACCCACAACCGCUGGUGUUGCAAGUGUCAUGCUCAACCAAUUGAUGGGCGACGGGAUGACAUAUGACCCUGUUGUGGAUGACAUAUGAGGUUUCCAGGACUCAAAAGUAGCUAUGGGGUGACACAGUGGUUAAAUACAAAUGUGGAGUGAAGAAGACUGAGUGGUGAUUAAGAAGUGGAAACAGGUGCCAAAAUGGGUGUGGCCUGAAUCAAUUAGACAGGUGUUGGCCAGCCUUCAGAACAGGAUAUGAAAGGAGGAAUGAUGACAAUUGUUCUGCGUAAAUAUAAGUGGGUAAUAAAGUAUUUAAUGUAAAAUUUGCACAACUGGCUAAUGAGAUUAUUUUUUCAAACAUCAUAAAAUGAGAAUUCAAAACAAUGAUCUGGGACCAGGCUUGAGAUUCAUCUUAUUUAUGGUUAACCCUUGAGGUAGCCUGGAUGACCCGACAAAGCACCAUUUCCAGAGAGCCGGGAGUCAGCCAGGCUGGCCAUUAAGGGGUUUUAUGGUUGAAGUUAAUAGAAUUUCUGAUGAUGUGUCUCUCUCAGUGUCUGUAAAAUGUUAAAACCUGAUACUGGGUGUUUCUUUUCAUCCUAGUGAGUCUGGUCAAAUUGGACAAGACAGGCUGUGUGGAGACAACAAAGAAAUUGUUUUAUUUUGCAGCGACCAGAACGGGCUACAAUUGGUUCUUAGUGACUGGCAGACUUUUUGUUGUGACUAGAACAGGAUAUAAUUGGUUCUUAGCGACUGGUAGUCUUUUUGUUGUGACUAGAACAGGCUAUGAUUGGUUCUCAGUGACUGGCAGACAAAACAGAAUCUGCCUGCGUGUGUUUUAGAAAAGACUACUGUAGUGUUCUAAAAGAUCAAUAAUGGAUGACAGUGUGACCUAAGUGGUCUAGGGAUGAGAUCCAUUAUGGAUGACAGUGUGACCUAAACAGGCUAGGGGUGUAAUUGUUUUAUACAGUGGGUCAUAUAGGACUGACUCAAUACCAUUUUUAAAGGACGUGCAAACACACUAAAACUUGUUUGGUCAAAUGAAAAACACGACACCUGUCAGAAUCAGAAAGUAUGACGCUGACACCCCCAAAUCAGGGUGUCAUGGGAACAGGAACGUCCAUUCCAUCAA